Molecule: messenger RNA, 1125 nt
Organism: Capsaspora owczarzaki ATCC 30864
Lineage: Eukaryota; Filasterea; Ministeriida; Capsasporidae
Exons: 5
Coding region: 16-1008 (330 amino acids)
Cellular component (GO): membrane
Molecular function (GO): signaling receptor activity
Source: RefSeq, a predicted model, not a curated record
GCCAAUUCCAUUUCGAUGGUCGUCACAACACGCUCUCGGUCGACGAAUAACAGCGCUCGCUUUAUCAUCGACACUGUUCCUGAUUCAACUGCUUCAGCUACAGAAUCAGUGGCAGCAGCAGCAGAUGCAGCGGGCUCAGCGCCAGAACCAGCCGAAGUCGCUUCUGCAAAGAUGAUGAGCGAACUCCGAUUCAAACCGCUGUGCCGCUGCCAUGAGGUGCCGCAGUUCCUCCGCCAGAACUUUAUCGAACGUGGCUACCGUGGCGAGAUCAGUGACACGCGCGCCAUCCUGCUGUCGCUCUUCCGCUUGCACAACGAGACCUUCAAUGUCUGGACACAUCUCGUCGCCACCAUCGGCGUCGUCGCGCUGGGCAUCUACACGAUUCUCUACUACUCGUCCAUCGCGACGCUGGAUCAACUCAUUGCGUUUUCACUCUUCUUCCUGUCGGCCGGGGCGUGCUUCUUGCUGAGCUCCAUUUAUCACCUGUUUAGCUGCCACUCUUUCGCCGUCUAUCGCAAGGUCAUUGUGCUCGACUACAUGGGCGUCUUCACCCUCAUUCUCGGCUCGUUCUUGUCCGGCUUGCACUUUUCAUUCCAUUGCUUCCCGACUGCCCGCAUGGUCUACCAAGGCGGAAUAUUGCUGCUGUGUCUGUCGGGCUGCGUCCUGGCACUGAUGCCAGCGUUCGACGCCCCGCAAUUUAAACUAUGGCGCGUGGCGUCCUACGUGGCCACCGCCGGGUUUGCCGUCUUCCCACUGGUGCAUGGCGCAUUCCUCUUUGGGUCUGAAAACACUUGGCGCUGGUGGAGUGUUCUUGCGCUGUAUGGGCUUGGGCUAUUCUUUUAUGUGUCCAAGUUCCCAGAAAGCAAGUUCAGAGGGCGGUUUGACAUCUUUUUCGCCAGCCAUCAGAUCUGGCACGUGUGCGUCGUGUUGGCAGCGUUCUGGCACUACUGCACGCUGCAUCAUUUCCUGCACCGCAUCACCACCGAGUCGUGCGAUCAAUUUGUGUAAAUGUAAGGCGUGGGUUUUCGCUGGACGGAAAUCCCUCCUUUGGUUUUUAUGGCGUAGAGCGGAGUUUUGUCAAUGUAAAAAUGAAUAUGGUUUUAGUACAUCUUCGUACAAUGUCAC